CCGGGCGGCUAGGUGGCUGCUCCGAGGUCAGGGGCAGAGGUUCUGCAGGUUUGCGACGAAGACUUAGGUGCGGCGCGACGCGUUAUCGGAGAGGCGGGCGGAUCCGAGGCGCACCAGCUCCGUCGCGCGGGUGGCUUUGCGUUCUCUCCCUGGCACUUCGUGGAGGAGGGCCGCGCAGGAGCAGCUUGCCCUAGCAGUCACGCAUGUUGCGUUUCCGUCGAGCCAGGCAGCAUUCAGGAAUGUGGUCUCUGAGACCUCGCUUUCGUUCUCCCGGCAGACCCACCUCCCACAAACCCCGAGGCUUUCUUGAGGCGGAGAGUGGAAUAUGAUGGGUGAGGAGUAUGAAUAGAGCUGUCGUGUGCAGACACCUUCGGGAAUAGUGAAUGUUUCACAUGCCUACAUUUGAGCUCUUCCCUAAGGAAUGGAAGCCCAGACUGCCUGGGAGUCAGGAGACUUCGUUUCCAUCUCCCGCCCCUUACUGCUGCUGCAAAUCCAUGACUGGCUAGAGACCAUCCGCUACAGCGGACGUCGGAAACCGAGAGCUGACAGUUCAGGAGGCAGGAAAAAGACAUGCCGGCGCUCUCAUCCCAACAGCCCAGGCUCCAGCCAGCCCGGAGAGAAAAGACCUGAGGAGGUGGCCCUCGGGCUGCAUCACCGCCUUCCAGCACUGGGAAGAACCCUGGGUCACAGCAUUCAGCAACGAGUGACCUCCACAGCCAAGACUUGGUGGGACAGAUAUGAAGAGUUCGUAGGACUCAAUGAGGUUCGAGAGGCCCAGGGAAAGGUGACAGAGGCAGAGAAAGUGUUCAUGGUGGCUCGAGGGCUUGUUGGAGAGGCUCGGGAGAACUUGGAAGUUCACCAGGCUAAGCUGAAGGAAACGAGGGACCGCUUGGACCGUGUCUCCAGGGAGGACAGUCAGUACUUGGAACUGGCCACUCUCGAGCACAGGAUGCUGCAGGAGGAGAAGAGGCUUCGCAUGGCUUAUCUGCGUGCAGAAGACUCUGAGCGUGAGAAGUUCUCCCUCUUCUCUGCGGCUGUGCGGGAAAGUCAUGACAAGGAGCGCACAAGGGCUGAGAGGACCAAGAACUGGUCCCUCAUUGGCUCAGUCCUGGGGGCCCUGAUUGGUGUGGCUGGCUCCACCUAUGUGAACCGUGUCCGGCUACAGGAGCUGAAGGCCUUACUCCUGGAGGCACAGAAGGGGCCUGUGAGUCUUCAGGAGGCCAUUCGAGAACAGGCAUCUAGCUACUCGCUCCAGCAGAGGGACCUCCACAAUCUCAUGGUGGACUUGAGGGGCCUGGUACAUGCUGCUGAGGCAGGGCAGGGUUCUGGGUCACAGGCAGGUACUCCCCCGACCAGAGACAAAGAUGUAGAUGUCCUUUCAGCUGCCUUGAAAGAGCAGCUCAGUCAUUCCAGGCAGGUCCAUUCAUGUUUAGAUGGUUUACAAGAUCGGCUUGAUGGCCUAGAAAAGACUUGUAGCCAAAUGGCUGGAGUGGUUCAGCUUGUAAAGGCUGCAGCACACCCAGGCCUGAUGGAACCAGCAGAUGGGGCUAUGCCCAGCUCCCUGCUGGAGCAGGGGAGCAUGAUCUUGGCACUGUCGGACAUGGAGCAGAGACUAGAAGCCCAAGUCAACAGGAACACCAUCUACAGCACCCUGGUCACCUGUGUGACAUUUGUGGCCACACUACCUGUGCUCUACAUGCUAUUCAGGGCCAGCUAAUCCCGGGCCCCUCCUUCAGAGGGUCUGAGGCAAUAGCUGUGCAUGUGGAUUUAGUUAGAGAAUAGCAAUGAAGCAAGCCUUUGGGGGGGUGUGCACAACCUCAGCCUGAAGGAGCAGUAUCUGUAUGGCUCACCAGCAGGCACACUUUGCUUUGUAGGCAAGGUCCAUUUACAUUAAUUAUCAAAACUUUGUGCUAAUGUCUGAUUAAAAUUUCCUGAGUUUUAUUAUUUAAAACAA
Molecule: messenger RNA, 1954 nt
Organism: Callithrix jacchus (white-tufted-ear marmoset)
Lineage: Eukaryota; Metazoa; Chordata; Mammalia; Primates; Cebidae
Source: RefSeq, a predicted model, not a curated record